Molecule: messenger RNA, 1362 nt
Organism: Penicillium cinerascens
Lineage: Eukaryota; Fungi; Ascomycota; Eurotiomycetes; Eurotiales; Aspergillaceae
Product: isoaspartyl peptidase/L-asparaginase
Exons: 1
Coding region: 1-1362 (453 amino acids)
Molecular function (GO): hydrolase activity
Source: RefSeq, a predicted model, not a curated record
AUGCCAGCAGGAGCAGCAUCUUUCAAGCCCACAUUGAUCUUGCAUGGCGGUGCUGGUAAUCUCAAACGGUCCACUCUUCCACCCGAUCUCUACGCAGCCUACCAUGCCUCCCUCCAAUCCUAUCUCCGGUCUACCUAUGCCCUCCUCAACAACGGCAGCUCCGCCCUCGAUGCUGCUGUACACGCCGUCUCCCUGAUGGAAGACGACGAGCUCUUCAAUUGCGGUCGCGGCAGCGUCUUCACAACAGCCGGCACAAUCGAGAUGGAAGCUUCAGUGAUGGUGACCUCGGUACAAGAGCCCGAUGAGAGCAGGGAAGGUGCAGUGAAACGUGGCGCAGGCGUGAUGGGCGUGAGAAAUGUUCGCCAUCCUAUCCGUCUUGCGCGCGAGUCUCUGCUACGCACUGGGUAUACGGUCGACGGUCAGCGAAAUAGUGACGGUGGCAGCUUGCAUUCGCAGCUUGUUGGGCCUCAUGUGGAGACGCUGGCUCGCGAUUGGGGGCUUGAGUUUAAGCCUGAUGAGUGGUUCUGGACGCAGCGCCGCUGGGACGAGCAUAUACGUGGACUGAAGGGUGAGGCUGAGCCUAUCUCUAUGAGCCAGGGAACUGUGGGUUGUGUUUGCUUGGAUCAAUGGGGGAAUCUGGCUGUUGCGACGAGUACGGGCGGCAUGACGAAUAAGCUUCCCGGUCGCAUUGGGGAUACGCCGACUCUGGGUGCUGGCUUUUGGGCCGAGGCUUGGGAUGAGAUGGUAUCAGAUAGUGCUUCGGUCGGGUCUUCUCAAUAUCCCGCCUUGGUCGGGGGUAUUAUUGAAGAGGCUAAAGCCUACUUGGCCGAUUGCUUGCCUCCGUUCCUGAGGGAGUCUCGCCCUCCGGCUUAUACAGCUCUUCCUACCAUUGGACAGACUAGUCAGUCGGGUUCUAUUCCUGAAAAGCAGUCUCCGUACCAGGUGCCUCCCAGCAAACCACAGCAUACAAGGCGUGCCAUUGCUGUCUCGGGAACUGGAAAUGGAGAUUCAUUCCUCCGCGUUGCUGCUGCCCGGACAGCCGCUGCGAUGCUCCGGUUUUCUGCUCCAGGCCGAUAUUCUACUCUCGCCGAUGCUGUAACUGCGGUAGCCGGACCUGGCGGUGAACUACAGCGGUCGGCUGGACAGCGCUGGAACAUCACUGGUGAGGGCGAAGGAGGUAUCAUUGGAAUUGAAGCUGUCUCUACCUGGGCGUCAAAUGCUAGCAUUCUGAACGAGCAGCUCCGUCGCGGGAGGGUGGUCUUUGAUUUUAAUUCCGGAGGCAUGUGGCGUGCUUAUGUUGAAGAGGACGUGAAUGGGAAAGAGAAGGAAGUAAUUAUGGUCUUUCGAGAGGAGUACCAAUAG